GACGAUUGCAUCGAUUCACGAAUAAAAUACACACGAUUUUACACGACACGAUACUGCACAAUGGACGCACUAGGCAACUUCUCCUCCGGCAGCGGCGACCCAAAGACGCAGAUUAUGCGCCAGGUGCAGCAAGAAGCAGCCAUGCAGAAUGCGCGCAUGCUUGUUGAGAAACUAAACGAACACUGCUUCGAGCGGUGCGUGCCCAAGCCCAACACGUCGCUCUCCAAAGGCGAAGAAUCGUGCUUCACGGCGUGCAUGGAGAAGUACAUGGGGGCGUGGAACACGGUGUCGAAGAGCUAUGUGAGCCGGAUACAGAAGGAGAACCAGCAGGGUGUUGGGGGUUUUUAG
Dothidotthia symphoricarpi CBS 119687 is the source of this 348-nucleotide messenger RNA. RefSeq lists its product as uncharacterized. The record is from RefSeq and is a predicted model, not a curated record. The annotation marks the transcript as partial. NCBI's taxonomy places the organism in Eukaryota, Fungi, Ascomycota, Dothideomycetes, Pleosporales, Dothidotthiaceae. The transcript is spliced from 2 exons.